This is a messenger RNA of Labrus bergylta (ballan wrasse), 553 nucleotides long. Lineage: Eukaryota; Metazoa; Chordata; Actinopteri; Labriformes; Labridae. The record is from RefSeq and is a predicted model, not a curated record.
GUGUUUAGCACACUGGUUCUGUGGUGUGUUAAAAAUGGAAUGGAAACUAGACAACCGAUUUGUCACGAGAGGAAAUGACAGCAGCGCAGCACGAGUUUGGAAAUAUCUGUCACUUUAUCUGCGAUCAGAUCCCAGGAGGAUGGCUUCUUUAAAAUGCCCUCUACUUUAUGUGUUGCUUUGUUUUCAAGCUGUUCAAACUGAAGCCUCCUCUUGGACAGCUACAGUCCCUUCCCCAGUUAAAGGUCUACUUGGAUCCUGUGUGGUGAUCCCCUGUACAUUUGACUACCCAGAUCCAGGGAGGACUCUCACUGGAUUGACAGGGAUGUGGACCGAUCAGGCACACCAGCUCAUCAAUCACCCGGUUCAGUCUAAAGUCAUUGAGCAGUAUCGGGGCCGAACAGAGCUGCUGGGAGACGUCAGACAAAAGAACUGUUCUCUGAAGAUUGACCCCAUCCAACAAAGUGAUGAGGGACCUUUUCAUUUCAGGAUUGAAAUGGCCGGCUAUGAAAAAUAUUCUUACACAGCCAACUGUUUCCAUUGCAAUGAUAAGUAA